Molecule: messenger RNA, 2530 nt
Organism: Cotesia glomerata
Lineage: Eukaryota; Metazoa; Arthropoda; Insecta; Hymenoptera; Braconidae
Product: vitellogenin-1-like
Exons: 3
Coding region: 6-2195 (729 amino acids)
Cellular component (GO): chitin-based extracellular matrix
Molecular function (GO): structural constituent of chitin-based larval cuticle
Source: RefSeq, a predicted model, not a curated record
GUAACAUGAUUUCCAGUUGCAAGAUGACGCCAUGGCUGGUGGCUGUUUUUUGUCUGGCAACCGCAGGUUGCUUAAACGUCACGGAUCAACAGACAUCGGAAUCGCAAAAUGAGCAAGUUGCGAUUCUUAAACAAUUGAGAAAAGUUAACGAUGAUGGAUCUUACACUUUUGGGUAUGAAGCUGGCGAUGGCUCUUUCAAGGUAGAAACCCGCGACGUGCUUGGCAAUGUUAAGGGUACGUUUGGUUUUGUCGACGGCGAUGGUGAAAUAAAACGAGUAACUUACUCGUCAUCAAACGGAACCGGGUUUAAAGCAACGACGAUCUCGCCAUUGCAGGAGCGGCCUUCAGUAGUCCAGGCGAUUCCUCGCAGCAAUCGAAGUUCAUCAAGCACAAGAAGACCGAGUUCAAUGUCAACAUCUACGGAAUCAUCAAUGUCCUCUACACUGUCCACAUCAUCCUCAUCAACAUCAUCGACGAUCAACUCAAAGCUCAAUUUAGGACCAUCAAUCCUCCGCAGAGCCAAGACGACCCCAAUGACCAGUUCAAGUUCCAAUUCAACGACAACAGAGUCAGCGCCCAAAACUACAUUCGGCACCUACUUAAAAACCACAAAACGUCCCCGAUUGUUCUCUAAUCAGCACAGACCAAGCCCGGAUCCAGAGUCUAGUGAGCAAGAAUCUUCGGACAACUUAGAAGAAGACUCCCAGAUCACUCGGCCAACCGUCGAAGCCAAAGCUGCUACGCAGCGUAAGAGCUACUUCACAAAACGGCCUCUUGAUCACACUCUCCGUCCAAUAACCGAAGAGUUCGAAGAAAAAGAAGAAGAGUCCAAGUCGCAAGUCAGUGGCAACAAUUUACGCCGGCAGCUGCAAGACGAAACUACCAUCAAGGUUCGCGAAUCCCAAGAAAGCAGCGACGAACACUCUGACGUCUAUCACGCAGGAUCACUAUCGACUCCCCGUCCGUUAUUCACCACAACAAACAACCCAAAAAUAAUCCAACGCGUCAGGAUGGAACGCCCGAAGCUGCUCUACCACCCCAACAAUCAUCAGCAGCAAGUCAAGUCUUCAACAGACGAAAACUACGGCCCAGCGCAGUUUGAUGAUAACAAAUACCAGAGUCAAAAAAAUUACGAGGCUGAGAACAAAGUUGCUGAACAGGAGCGAGAAGCACGUGAACAAUUUGUCUACAGAGUCCCACAAGCUCGCUUGUCUCCCAGAGACUAUGUAAGACCCAUGGACCCAACUUACAUUCGCCGACAGCAAAUCCUCCGGGACUUGCCUCCGGGACUGUUUGUCCAGCCUCAGGAUGACGAAGAAGAGUAUCAGCCACCGGUUGAAAGAAUCCUAGCUCGACUGCAAACCAGAGCUUACCCACGACCUGACCCAGAAAACGUCGACUACAUCUCCGAAGCUCCGGCGAUGGAAGUUCAGCCUCAAGCACCGCCUCCGCCUCCAGUUCCUGCUCCUGCAACAGUAAACCAUCAGAACUACAUCCCUCGACAAUUCGUAAGGCUGAUCAGGCCCUACAUGGAUCACGAACCAAGACCUCGAGGCUACAUGAGACUUCAAGACGAAAAGGACUACAUGGAUGGCUAUCACCGGAAUGUUGUCCUUCCUCCAGAACCGCCUAAUCCAAUUGCUCCGCCGCUCAGCCGUCGGGAUUUCCAGCUGCUUCUUAGGCGGCUGCUUGUCAGCCAGUAUGGCACCCAAGCCUUGAGCCACCCGCGAUCCUACUUGGACCACGCUUUGUACGAUGAACAGGCUUAUUAUCAGCGACCCAGGUUGAUGUAUGAGGAGCCUAUUCCCGCGCCAAGAGCUCGUCUCAUGCCUAUUGAUCCUCUCUACAAUCCGUACUAUCAAGACCCGAAUCAGAAUUAUCAAGAUCCUAGAUACGCGAGGAGAGUCUAUCGUCAGAAAUUCUACGAGCAGGAUAUCAAUGAAAGUGAUGGGAAUAAUCAUGGAGACGAAAUCCUGCCACCGCCGGUCAGAGAAGCGCUUUUGCUUCGCAUGCUACAAUUGGCUAUUAAUAAUCAACGCGCGAUGGCGCCCAACGCUGUUUUAAUGAGCCCCACGCCAUCUAGCCAGAUGACGCCGGUAACUACUUCCGGCUAUAGGAAAUCCGGGCCUGUCAGAAGCGUGCAAAUUAUUUCUGAUGAUAAAUCUGAAGAUAAAGAUGACAGAAAGAAAUUAUAAGGUUUUAUUGUUGAAUGUUAUUAUUAAUGUAGCAAGGGAAAAUAUUUUUGUUUUAUCUAGAUCUUCUGAUGUUGUUUACGGCUUUCCCACAUUUAUAUUCGUGAGAAAUGUGAAAUCUAUUAAGUCAUCAUAACAAUUGUGCCGUAUGAUGUUUUUUUUCUUUUUUUUUUUGUUAAGUUAAAUCAUUAUGCAUUUUUAGUCCAUUACGUAUAAAAUAAUACAGAUUUACAUUUUAUUCAUAUUCAUUCUGUAAGAUCUUUUAUAUUCUUAUUUUUAUCCAUUUAUUGUAGAGGAAUUUCAUUGUAAAUAUAGGCGACAAUGUACAGUAUAUAAAU